Phalaenopsis equestris is the source of this 1006-nucleotide messenger RNA. RefSeq lists its product as uncharacterized. The record is from RefSeq and is a predicted model, not a curated record. The coding region runs from base 352 to 702 and encodes 116 amino acids. NCBI's taxonomy places the organism in Eukaryota, Viridiplantae, Streptophyta, Magnoliopsida, Asparagales, Orchidaceae. The transcript is spliced from 2 exons.
UUAACCCACCCCACCCACCAUUUUAAACCGCAGCCCCUCAGUGCUCUAAGAAGUAAGGAGGAGGAAGAAGAUGGGACUCGCAGUCAGCAAAUGCUACACCAAACACAUUGUUGAGCCAAGAGAGCUGAGAGCCAAAAUCAGUAUUUUAGAAGGGAGGUUAAGGGAGAUAACAAUGGAGAAGGAGCAGAACCAGCAAUUAUUCUCUUUGCAGAGAAAAAGACACAGGAAGGAGGUGGCGAUGUUGAGGAGGAAGGUGGAGGAGGAAGAAGAUACAGUCAGAAGAUUGGAGGCGGCUGCGGCGGGGCUGCUCCACCACUGGUUCCGGCGCCGCCACAAGUAGAGAGAGAUUACAUGUUUGAACGCAUGAGAGAGGAGCAAGCGAGGAAGGAGGCGGCCAUGGAGAAGUGGAAACAGCUCUAUUUGGCUAUCAAGACUGAGCUUGAUGAACUCAUCCUGAGGACGAAGGAAGGGGGUCAAUUCUGUUGGGGAUUUGAACAAGGAGCUAUGAUAGAAACUCUAAAGGUUGAGCUAAAAGCGAAGGAGGAGGCAUUGCAAGUUCUUAGAACAAAGCUUGUAACCAUGGAGAGAGAAGGGGAACGAAAAGAGAGGGAGCUUGAUAUAGUAAGGCAAAGCCUUAGAAUACUAAGCAACACAAGAAGAAGUAGAGGAAGAAGGUAUAUGAAGAAAUUUCCACACAUAUGAAGGCUUCAUAGAAAUGGAAAGUAAUUUGCUUUGGGGAGAACAAAUAGUAUCAUCACCCAUGGAAAAGAGCACAUAACUCCCGGUCUUGUUAGAAGAUAUUGAAUAGUUUUAUCAUAUUUAGUGAUAGCAAUAAAAUUGUUGUUGGAACAAACUCGAAGAGAUUGUUUAGUUUUAAGGGUGCAAACUCGAUUUAAAGAUAAGAAUUUUAAAUUUUCAUCAUUUUAUAACCAAUACGAAGCCAAUGAGCUUAUAUGGCGAGCCAUAUAUAUACAUACGUCUAUGUACACGCAUGUAUGUCCGUGCU